AUGCAAAGUCGUAGUCGCCUCCUACUCCAAGCCAUCCCUUCGCUGCGUGUCCAACGCCUUCCAACAAAAUUUACCCCACUUCUGCGUACAGUUUCGUCGGACGCGUCGAAGCAGACAGCGCGUAACUGGCGCGACUCGCGUGGUCCGCGACGUCACCCUGAGCAACGUUCGGUGAGCCCAUGGAUCUCGUUAUUCAGGGAAACGAGUGGUCCGUCAUGCACAUUGUCCUAUGCAGAAAAGCAAGCUCGGUGGAAUGAGAAGUUUCCGGUGAAAAGAAAUCCUUCAAAAGAUGUCUUUUUCAAGAAUCUACCUCCAUUUGUCGCCACCGCUUCGAUUCUAAGCACCUUCCCCGCCAUCCAAACUAUCACCUAUCGCACAUAUGAUGAUCAUACAUGUGCCGUACGUUUCGGUUCAGUCGAGGAGGCCCAAGCAGCGGUCGAAGCGGUCAAUUCUGCGGAUGAAUUUCCCUUCCUGGUCCCUCAACCCCUCGAAUACGACCCUCAGGUGAAGUUUCUUGGACCAGUUCGCGCAAAUUAUGUAGAAUCGUCCGCAAUGGAACCGACGAACACCAAAUUAUUUGUUUCUCACUAUCAAGGCACUGAGCAAGCUCUCAAGGAGAAACUAGGACCGUACAUCCCUGCCGACCACACUCUGCAGAUUCGAUAUGGCCCGAGAGGUCAAAUAUGGAUAGACAUGGGAUCCAUCGACGCAGUGAAGGAAGCUUGCAAGGGUCUCUCUGACGCAUCAUAUACUUGCGAAUUCUCACUCCUCGUCGCCCCUAGCAAGCCAUCUAAGCAGGAGGAUUCGGUCACUCCAAUCUAG
Messenger RNA from Serendipita indica DSM 11827, 822 nucleotides. Lineage: Eukaryota; Fungi; Basidiomycota; Agaricomycetes; Sebacinales; Serendipitaceae. The record is from the annotation of a GenBank genome assembly.